AUGUCUGUUGCAACCAAGGAUCCCAGCUCAUCAAUCGAUCCCGUAAUCGAAGAGUACCAAACGUCUGGAAUCCCAGACAAACGUUCCAACCGAUGGUUCUCUUAUGUUUCCUCGAUCUACCUCACCUUACUAUCGCUCCCGCUCAUUGGUUUUCCGAGGUUCCUCGUCAUGCUUCUGGGGCCUUGGUUGGUCAACAAGGAUGACUCCACGACUGAUACCGGGAUUAUCGGGGCUUACAGACCAUUGAACGAGUUGGAGACUUAUCUUGCACGACUGGUCGGCCUGAGUUUCUUGACCUUGGCUUCCCUCAUCGUGCUCCAAACCGGCGCAAUCCCCGUCUCAUCCUCGAUGGCUCACGGUUCGGAUGUGGCCACAAGCGCCGCUCCUUACCGCCAGCCCACGAUCUUCUUCUCGACUUUAUUCUUCUCCCUCUUUGGCCUUUCCUCCUGGAACAUCGGCUUGAAAGUCGUCGGCGCUCCCGCCAUGGCACUCGGCGCCAGCGGCCUUUGGAUCUUGUUGUUUGCCGGUGAUCCACUGGCUCACGGAAAGAAAAGUCACGCCAUCUUCGGAGACUCCAAAUCAGCCUAG
Puccinia triticina is the source of this 588-nucleotide messenger RNA. RefSeq lists its product as uncharacterized. The record is from RefSeq and is a predicted model, not a curated record. The transcript has 4 exons. The coding region runs from base 1 to 588 and encodes 195 amino acids. Lineage: Eukaryota; Fungi; Basidiomycota; Pucciniomycetes; Pucciniales; Pucciniaceae.